Messenger RNA from Klebsormidium nitens, 303 nucleotides. Lineage: Eukaryota; Viridiplantae; Streptophyta; Klebsormidiophyceae; Klebsormidiales; Klebsormidiaceae. The record is from the annotation of a GenBank genome assembly.
AUGCUGCGAAUUAGGUCUGGAGCCACGAGGCAGUCUACGCGGACGGCAGCAAGAAAGGGGCACCUUAAAGUCUUCGCGCGCGCGCGAGAGGACGAGAAGGGAGCUGAGGACGAGUUCCUUCCGCCCAGUCGAUUCAUGAGGAAACUAAGAGAGUCCCGGGUGGGGAAGAGGCAGAAAGACGGCUCGGGGAUUGAGGACGGAAUGGGCGGACGUGGCAGAUGGUGCACCGGAACGGGUACCGAUGAAGCGGAAUGGAACGAUGAGAAACGUGGCGAGGAAAAGGGAGGCGGCGAAGAAAAGUGA